AUGGCUGGAAACAAUACUGCUAUAGUUGGAAUGUUGGUUGCUGCUGCUGCAGCUGGUGCAACUGAUAUUGUUGGUUAUUGCUGCUGUUGUGGACUACCUGCUCUGUUGGAAACUGUGUGUAGAGCCCUAAGUUUCGAAGCCCUAAGUUUCGAAACAACAUUGUCUCUAUCUCUCUCACGGAGGCGAGCGACGAGCGGCAAUCGGCGAUCUCACUACUUUUCUGUUCUUGGGUUAUUAACUCCUCCUGACACCCCUCUCUUCUCUUAUUUGGAUGAUGAGAAGCCUCCGGUUACACUUGCUCAGAGGGGAAGACCUCAAAGUCAACCCAUCACAAUCUCAAGAUCAUCCACGAUGGGAAAGAAUCGCAAAAGUAGUAGAGGUAGUCCGAGCCCAAAUCGCUUAAGCCCUUCUCCACGGUCUGGGAAUAGUACUUUCCAUACGAGGGGAAGCCCAUCUUCAGCAGCUCAUUCUAGUCCAACUCCUAGUGUUUGCUAUGCUACCCCAUCACAGAGACCAUCUCCCCCACCAAAUAAACCAUCAACACCUGCUCCAAGGUCUUCGACACUGACUCCUCGGAGGAUAAGUACGGGGUCUGGUGGUAUUGUAUCUUCAUCUGGGAUAACGGGUAUCUCCCCUGUAAAUAAAAGUCGAGGAAACUCCGCGUCACCAAAAAUAAGGGCAUGGCAAACAAAUAUUCUCAGUUUUUCCUUGGAUGCACCUCAUAAUCUACGUACUUCAUUGGCUGAUCGACCAGCAUCAUAUGUGAGGGGUUUCUCACUUGCAUCCCGAAAUGGUAGGGAUUCGUCUUCCAGAGGCAGACAGUCAAUGUCUCCAACUGUUUCUAGAAGUGUCAGUUCAUCACAUAGUCAUGAUCGGGACCGAUUUAGCUCUAAGAGUAAAGGUUUUGUUGCAUCAUCUGGUGAUGAUGAUGUAGACUCCCUACAAUCUGUUCCUUUGAGUAGCUCAGACUGCUCAGCUUCAAGGAGAGUUGGUGCAUUUCCAACUAGCAGAGCUCCAGCCUUUUCCAAGAAGCCCACUCGAACAGGGCUAUCAAGUCUGCUCCAAAAAGAUCUUUUGACUCGGCACUUCGACAAAUGGGUUUGUAAUUGGCUACCGGAUGACUUGAAGGAAGAAUAUCUGCAUAGUGUGAAAGUAGUGCAGAAGGCGAUGUUGAGAGCUGUAAUUUUCCCUUGUCUUUCCAUUCUGUUCAUUUGAAAUCAUUUGUGCCAUGGCAGACAUGAAGAUGUGAAUAAGAUAUAUGUGUUUAUUGCUAUACUUUAGUGAGAUGAUGUUAGUGAUGCUCUUUCUUCUGUUAGCUUUAUAUUAUUGCUUAGUUAGUCUUUCUUGUACAAUGUAUGACAGCAAAAAGAAGAAAAUGGAAGAUCAUUUUCAUAUUUUUAA
This is a messenger RNA of Camellia sinensis, 1401 nucleotides long. RefSeq lists its product as uncharacterized. The record is from RefSeq and is a predicted model, not a curated record. Gene Ontology annotation, biological process: cortical microtubule organization. Gene Ontology annotation, cellular component: cortical microtubule. NCBI's taxonomy places the organism in Eukaryota, Viridiplantae, Streptophyta, Magnoliopsida, Ericales, Theaceae.